UCCACCCAUCGUCUCCCAUUCCGCGUCUAGAGUUCUGCAUUUGACAUCGCUUACUCAAACUCACGUUUGACCUGUUUACCAUUUCAGUUCAUUUCUGUAAUAAAGUCAAUCCACCAUGCCCAGGUCAUUCUAGAUUUCUCUCCCAUGAUCCAACACCAAAGGUCUAAGUCUAUAAAGCAUUCUUGUUCGCCCCAUGUUGUCUAACUGGUCUUCUUCCAAGUCCACACUCAUCACAGCAAUAAUAACCGCCUUAUUAGCAGCAAUUUCAGCUAUAUACAUGCACAGCAGCAACAAUAUCAACGCCAACACUCAACAGCCUUCUAUGAAAGCAACAAACAUUCUCAAAUCCACAAUGUCCAGCCUUUCGCACGCAAAGAUUGUCGCCCGUCCCUCCAAGACGAGAGGCGCGGCCAACCAUGGCUGGCUUGACACCAAACACUCUUUUUCUUUUGCCGGGUGGUACGAUCCUAAAUAUACUCAGUUUGGCUCCCUGAGAGUACUCAACGAAGAUCGUGUCCAGGCAGGACAAGGAUUUCCAACCCACUUUCACCAAAAUGCCGAAAUCUUUUCCUACGUCCUCAGUGGAGAAUUGACGCAUCGCGACUCGAUGCAAAAGAAGGGCCAAGAAUCUGACGACAAAGACAAGUUCUUCCGACUUCGUCGUGGAGAUGUCCAGUUUACCACUGGUGGGCGCGGAAUCUCCCACAGUGAAUACAACGAGCAUAAGAAGGACUGGGUCCACUUCUUGCAGAUUUGGGCCUUGCCAUGGAAGAGAAACCUUCCACCCGCGUACCAUACCACCACAUUCGCCGAAGAAGACAAGCGAAAGGGCUUUGUCACCAUCAUCACUCCUCUGAAAGCCGGUCCCAAUGCAACCUUGGAGGAGGAAAAGGCGGCCGUGCCUACGCACGAAGGAACCAUUCCCAUCCAUGCCGACCUUGUUUUUAGUGCAGGAAUCAUUCCUACAGGAGAAGCCUUUACUUAUAACGUCGGUGCUGGAGACGCUGUCUCGUCAAAGACGGGACGAAAUGUAUACAUCCACUUGCCAGAAACAAAAGGUGGCAAGGCCACUAUCCGGCUCGAUGGCCGAGACGAUGCGAUCCUGAAAGAAGGUGACGCAGCGUAUGUCACUCAGGUCAACGCUGCAGAUGCCUUGAAAGUGGAGAACAUUGGCGACGUCGAGGCUGAGGUGGUUGUCAUUGACUCGGAGUAAUCUCGUCACGCCAGCAGGGAAAUUUGUCUAGGAUAAUGGCAUGGCGUUUUGAGUGUACAAUAGCCAAUUUAUGAGCGGGACCUAUGGGUAUUUGAUUUAGAAUAUAUAAGUUUUAUCCUCAAUGUCCAUUGCUCCAUGAGAGAAGCUUGAUCUUG
Messenger RNA from Exophiala mesophila, 1368 nucleotides. RefSeq lists its product as uncharacterized. The transcript has a single exon. The record is from RefSeq and is a predicted model, not a curated record. The coding region runs from base 194 to 1213 and encodes 339 amino acids. NCBI's taxonomy places the organism in Eukaryota, Fungi, Ascomycota, Eurotiomycetes, Chaetothyriales, Herpotrichiellaceae.